Messenger RNA from Malassezia sympodialis ATCC 42132, 636 nucleotides. RefSeq names its product Vps60p (gene VPS60). Lineage: Eukaryota; Fungi; Basidiomycota; Malasseziomycetes; Malasseziales; Malasseziaceae. The record is from RefSeq and is a predicted model, not a curated record. Gene Ontology annotation, biological process: vesicle budding from membrane; late endosome to vacuole transport via multivesicular body sorting pathway. Gene Ontology annotation, cellular component: multivesicular body.
AUGGUAACGACUAGCGGCAACCGCCCGACGGGGGCGUGCUUCUCCACAGCCGCUUACGUGAUCCAUGCUGCCGCUGGCUUCGACCCCACGCCACAGCCCCGCGACAAGAUGCACCGUCUGUUGGGCUUUUCCCAGAACAAACCCAAGCCCGACUUGCAAACGGCUAUUUCUUCUACGGAAUCUCGAGCAGAUGCCACUCAGGUGAAGAUCAGCCGGCUGGAUGCGGAACUCACGCGCUAUCGCGACCAGAUGAAAAAGAUGCGCGAUGGCCCGGGGAAAUCAGCGGUACAACAGCGGGCCAUGCGCGUGCUGCGUCAAAAGCGCAUGUAUGAGGGACAGAUGGAGCAGCUGGCGCAGCAAAGUUUCAACAUGGAGCAGAGCAUGAUGAUGACGGAGAACUUGCGUAAUACCAUGGCGACCGUCGAUGCAAUGCAGCAAGCUAAUAAGGAUUUGCGCAAAACCUACGGCAACUUAAAUGUUGACAAAAUUGAGCGCAUGCAAGACGAGAUGGAAGAUCUUUUGGAGCAGUCGAAUACCUUGCAGGAAACACUCUCCCGCAGCUAUGCUAUGCCAGACGAUAUUGAUGAGGCGGAGCUGGAGGCCGAGCUAGAAGCCUUGUAUGUACAGUCCGACUGA